Messenger RNA from Python bivittatus (Burmese python), 783 nucleotides. NCBI's taxonomy places the organism in Eukaryota, Metazoa, Chordata, Lepidosauria, Squamata, Pythonidae. The record is from RefSeq and is a predicted model, not a curated record.
GCUCCACCUUGCACUCUGUGAAGUAUUUGUACACUGCCAUGUCAGACCCCAGUCAGGGGCUGCCCCAGUUUGUCGUUGUGGGGUACGUGGACGAUCAAGUCUUCAUUUACUACGACAGCAACAGCAGGAAGGUGCAGCCUCGAGUCUCCUGGGUGGAGGAGUUGGGGAAGAAGCACCCCCAGUUUUGGGACACAAGCACCCAGAAAGUGCGUGGCACUGAGGAGGUGUUGAGAGCAGACCUGGAGACUAUGAGGACUUGCUACAAUCAGAGUGAAGGCCUUCACACCUGGCAGUGGAUGUGCGGCUGUGAGCUCAGGGAAGACGGGAGCAAAGGAGGGUUUUCUCGCUAUGGAUACGAUGGGAGGACUUUCAUCACCUUUGACAAGGAGACCCUCACCUGGGUGGCUGCCAACCCCCAGGGCGAGAUCACCAAGAAGAAAUGGGAUGCGAUUCCAGGAUAUAAUCAGGGAUGGAAGAUCUACCUGGAAGAGGAAUGCAUUGAGUGGCUGGAGAAGUACCUGUCCUACGGGAAGGAGAUGCUGCUAAGGACAGAUUUGGAGCAUUUCCCAAAACUCUUGGAGAUGCUGCAGGAGAUCGAUGACUCCUGGAGGAGGGACGGGGAGGUCUGGCUGCAGGACUCCUUCCGUGGGUCUGUGGCCCCCAAUGCAGAUGGGACCUACCACUACUGGCUCAGCAUCCGGAUCAAUGCCCAGGAGAGGGACUACUAUCGGUGCCACGUGGAGCACGACAGCCUGCGGGAGGCUGUGGAUGUGGCCUUGAAGG